This is a messenger RNA of Limulus polyphemus (Atlantic horseshoe crab), 3804 nucleotides long. RefSeq names its product transcription initiation factor TFIID subunit 9-like. Gene Ontology annotation, cellular component: SAGA complex; transcription factor TFIID complex. Gene Ontology annotation, biological process: RNA polymerase II preinitiation complex assembly; DNA-templated transcription initiation. Bases 2 to 838 code for a protein of 278 amino acids. NCBI's taxonomy places the organism in Eukaryota, Metazoa, Arthropoda, Merostomata, Xiphosura, Limulidae. Gene Ontology annotation, molecular function: transcription coactivator activity; RNA polymerase II general transcription initiation factor activity; protein heterodimerization activity. The transcript has 6 exons. The record is from RefSeq and is a predicted model, not a curated record.
UAUGGCGUCUGGCAAGAGUAGUAAUAGUGGUAAUCCAAGCAAUCCAAAAGAUGCCCAAGUCAUGGCAGCAAUUUUAAAAGACAUGGGGAUAAUAGAAUAUGAACCACGAGUUAUAAAUCAAAUGCUUGAAUUUACUUAUAAAUAUGUUACAACAAUGCUUGAUGAUGCUCGUUUGUUUUCUUCACAUGCCAAAAAGAAAAACAUCGAUGUUGAUGAUGUUCGUCUUGCAAUACAAUUACAAAUGGACAAGUCUUUUACUUGUCCCCCUCCACGAGAUCUUUUGUUAGAAGUAGCAAGACAGAAAAAUAGUACACCUCUGCCUUUAAUCAAAUCAAGUGCUGGAGCACGUCUUCCACCAGAUCGAUAUUGUUUAAGUGCAUGUAAUUAUCGACUGAAGCCACAGAAAAAGCCUCGUAUGCAGAUAAAUGUUCCUUCAUCUAAAGUGUCUUUCAGUUCCUUACAGCCUGGAAGUUCAAACACUGGACCUUCAAUCUCACGAGUGAUGCCAGCUAUUCCUUUAGCUAGUAAAUCUGGAACUGUACUAUCUGUAGUCACCAAGACUGUGGGUUCUCCAACAGUCACAUUAGUUACAAGAACAGUCACCACUCCUACACCAACUAAGGGUAAAAUGACACCAACUCCAAUUUUCAAAUUAUCUCAAGGGCCUAUCAUUAGUAGCAGUCCACUUGUAUCAGUAAAAACAAGCAAACCAACUACAACCUCAAGCUCUGCAGUAACUUCUCAGAAUAGUUCAGUAUCCCAGUCGCUUGCAGAUCUGCCAGAAAAUGAGAAAAAAAGAAAGAGGGAAGAUGAUCCUGAUGAUUAUGAUGUUGAAUGAUUACAACUGUUAAGCCUAUUGAGAUAAAAUUUUAACAUUUCUUUUAACGUUUGUGGAACUUAUUGAGCUCAAGCCUUUGAAUGUUCAUUUGUUUGGGUAGGUUAUUGUUUUUUACUUCUUUGUUGUUGCUGUUAAGCAAAACUGUUCUCUUAUUAUUGUUUUUCACUCCUCCAAGCAAUGAUUCAUGAGCUUGAGUCUGUACACUUUCCUGUUUCUUGAAGUAGUUUUUUGUUUUACUGAGGUAUUUUUAAAGAUUGUAAGUAUUAGUGUACAUUUUCAUUUAAGAAUUCACAGUUUUAAAUAUCCAAGAGUCAAUUUGGUUUGACUGCUUCCCACUCACAGGAGUUGUGUGUUGGAAAUAAAAUGUUAUUUUUAUUACAAUCUAUUAAUAGAUCAUUUAAUCCAUAAAAUAUUUGUUCAUGUCAGCUUGUGAUGUUGAAUAAUUUGUUUUUAUUACUCUUUUAAUCACAAAUGAAUAGACAAAGAAAUCACCUAAAAAUGCAUUUUCUGAUAUUAAAUUCUUUUAACUUAUUUUUUAAAAGUUGAUCAACUUAUAAAUAGAUGUGAAGAAUUUGAAAUGUUAAAAUUUUUUGUAUAUUUUAAAAGGUAGAUAAUGAUUAAAAUAUGUAAAGAUGCUACAUUUGAAUUAUUUUUAUCAGAAGUAAAAAUAUGGUAGAAAAGCCUAUCAAACUUCUGAGUUUAAAUUUUUUUGUAUAUAUAUUUUAUUUCAGCUUCUAUAUGUGUAUGUUGAAUGUAUUGGAUUAGUUCAAAAAUUGCUAGAUAAUCAAUCAAUGAACACGUUUGCAAUAAUAUAGUGUUUGAUAUUAGAAAUUAAACUAAGAUUUCUUUUUGAAUGAUCAUGAGUUUUGAGCUAUAUUUUAUUCCAUAUAUUAGAAAUUUUUGGUUAUUUUUAUAUUAUGCAAGUUUUGCUCACCUACUUUAUGUACAUCAUUUUUUUUCUUCAGUUCUUGUGAAAAUUUAACAAUUAUAAAACAUGUUUUUUUUAAGUCAGUGAUUAUCUUGUAUUACAUCUCCAUACAUUAUAAAGAGAGUUGAGUAUGUUAUAUUACAAAUGAUUUUAGGGCUUCACUGCUUUGUUACAGUCCAUGUUUUACCUGACAAUCAUGCAUCUUUACAUUAGCCCUGCAGCACAAUUUUUAUUCCUAAAGGCCCUAUCAUAAGAUAGUCAUAUCCAUGAAUGUUUCCAUUACACAUCCAGUGUACGAGGACAAUAGUUUCCCGGUGGCCAUUUCACAGAAAUACAUAGUUGCUGCAUCUGAAGUGUAUGUAUGCAAUAACAUGGAUACUCUUUUCGUUCUCCAGUUCCACGAGAUAUUUUGAACAUGAGGUAUGACUGGAAGCCUUAUCUUGGUGAACUCAUACCCUGUUGGCCUUGUUUAUGUAAAAAUGGUCUAAUAGUAAGUAGAGUUUACCUUCACCUGUGUAUUCACUAUCCCAAUCCUUAACUUACCCCUGGUGCAGUAUCCAGUGAUGAUUAUAAAUCCCUUCAAAAAGGUUUUGCAAUAUGCUGUGUGCCAUUAUUGGAAAUUGUUUUCAACCACUGACCAGUAGAAAAUGGCACUUGUUAUAAUUAUUAAUGUAAACCUAUGCUUUAUUGAGUAUCACCAUGUACUGCUAUUUUUCCCUAGUUAGGUAUAAUGAAUACAGUUUUCUACAGCUGUUCUUUUCCUGGUUAUGUCAUAGAUGUAACUUGUGUACGUGUGACUUGUGUCUCUUUUUCCAUGUGAAGAUUCUUCUUGAUUAUGUUGUGUACUGUUACUUGGAGCACUGGACUGCUUUUGCUACUGGCCCAUGACUAUGGUAUGACUUGUUGCAGAUCUCUUUCUAAAUGUUUUCCAAUUCCAUUAAGUACAAGGAAUAUCCCUGUCUUGGAAAUUCUUUAUGAGCUGAGUAUAUGAAUAUUUUACAUUGGAGAGGACUGUUACAUACCCAUCCUAAAAGCAAUCAGUUUUUGGUAGAAUCAUACUAACUAUAAUGCGUUAAACAAUGUAAAAAUUUAGUUCUGAUACAUGGCAUUCCAUGAUUUUAUAUUGGCUGUGCUUGUCACUUGACUUGCAUAUUGAAAUCAUUUUAAUAUAUAAUAUAUUCAACCAUCUGUUAAUGUACUUUAGUAAUCACUUGACAAAUUGCCACAGCAGGGUGUAUACAAUCAGGGAAAAAAUGCCUAAAGUCAAGGUUAUUUUUGUUACCGCCAGUAAUCACUAACCGAAAUGUAUUGGCUAGCUACUAUAUCUAGUACAUAAGCUCAAUAAUUCAUGUAAAGUAGUUAAUGCAGUGAUUUCAGAACAUAUUAUGUUUAUAUAAUGUGAAUGGUAAGGAAAACUUUGAAAAAGUCAUGGAAAAGUAAAAUAAUUUAUUUUAUCAAAUUCUAUAUACACCCUGCACGGGUUAGGGUUUGAAGUAUUUGGUUACGGUUUUGGAGCUUCUUCAUAGUUAUAGCUAAGUAUAUGUAACAAACAUUUUUUUCAUUUUCUUUUAAGGGUAGUGUUAUAUACCAUGCUGAGUUUUGGCAUUGCAUUUUCUUUAAUUUUGCCUUGUUAAUGAACAAAGAAACAUUUUGGAAAUUACAAUGGUUCUCAUUAUGAGAACCAUUAAGUAAUGAGGUGAUUAUUUAUGUGUCAAAAUAAGGGCGUAAAAGUUAAUCUUCUUGUGUUUAUAAAGUAUUCCAUUUAUCAUUUUUUACUGUUCAAGUCAAUGCUACUAAUUUAAAAAGUGUCCUCAUUUCUUAAUGUGAGCUGUGUUUAAAUGCUAAACAGUUUCAUUCACUUUGUAUUGUUGUGUUGUACAAUCAGAAGAAAAAUGCUCUCAAACUGAUCAUGUCUGUGACAGUUUUAUUAAAAUCUAAUAUAAUGUUUUACAGGCCUGCUAUAAUUUUUAGCUUUUCUUCUUUUAACUGAUAUUUAUUAUGGUUUAUCUGGCAGAAUAAAAUAGUUAAAUAUCAAUCA